GCCCUGCGGUCCCAGCUGCGCUCCCCACGGUGCCCAUCAGUCCGGGCUUUCUGUCCCGGCCUGGCACCCCGCGCACCCCUUGGGGUGGUUGGGCUGCGAGGGGGGUGGGGCACUCCCUCCAGAGUGGGGCGACCACAGCCAGGCCAUGGGGACCGCGCUCGUGUACCACGAGGACAUGACCACCGCCAGGCUGCUCUGGGACGACCCAGAGUGUGAGCUCGAGUGUCCCGAGCGCCUGACCGCCAUCCUGGAGCGCCUGCAGCAGAGUGGCCUGCAGCAGAGAUGCCAACGCCUGGUAGCCCAAGAGGCCUCCGAGGCAGCGCUGGGCCUGGUGCACAGCCCUGAAUAUGUGGGCCUGGUGCGGGGAACCCAAGCCUUGGACACAGGAGAGCUCCAAGCACUGUCUGGACAGUACGAUGCGGUCUACUUUCAUCCAAGUACCUUCCACUGUGCCCGGCUGGCUGUGGGAGCCACAUUGCAGCUGGUGGAUGCUGUGCUGACUGGGACUGUGCACAAUGGGCUCGCCCUAGUGAGGCCUCCUGGGCACCACAGCCAGCGGGCAGCUGCAAAUGGAUUCUGCGUGUUCAACAACGUGGCCAUAGCAGCCAAACACGCUAAGCAGAAACACGGGCUGUGCAGGAUCCUCAUUGUUGAUUGGGAUAUCCACCACGGCCAGGGCAUCCAGUAUGUCUUUGAGGAUGACCCCAGCAUUCUGUACUUCUCCUGGCACCGUUAUGAACAUGCGCAGUUCUGGCCUCACCUUCGAGAUUCUGAUGCGGAUGUUGUUGGGCAGGGCCAGGGCCGUGGUUUCACUGUCAACUUGCCCUGGAAUCAGGUCGGGAUGGGAAAUGCUGACUAUGUGGCUGCCUUCCUGCACGUGCUGCUUCCGCUGGCCUUCGAGUUUGAUCCUGAGCUGGUGCUCAUCUCGGCAGGAUUUGACUCAGCGAUCAGAGACCCAGAGGGGCAGAUGCAGGCUACCCCAGAGUGCUUUGCACACCUCACACGCCUGCUGCAGGUGCUGGCUGGUGGCCGGGUCUGUGCAGUGCUGGAGGGAGGCUACCACCUGGAGUCACUCUCCCAGUCUGUGUGCAUGAUGGUUCAGGCGCUGCUGGGCGACCCCACUCCACCCCUGUCAGGGCCCAUGGUUCCGUGUCAAAGUGCCCUGGAGUCAAUCCAGAGUGUCCGGGCAGCCCAGGCCCCUUACUGGAAGAGCCUGCAGCUCCAAGGUGCAACCCCCAGGCUGAGUUCUGGCACCCACUCCCUGGAGGGGCGACCCUCAACUCUGCUGCCCGCGGGGCUUGAACUGAAGACAGCUGCGGCUCAUGCAGUGUCUGCGCUGAGCUCCCUCCUGGACCAGCUGUGCCUCCACCCCAGGUCAGCUGUCCACACGGCUGCUGCCCUGACCCCACUGGAUGCUGCCUUGGUGCUGCCCCCUGACAUCCUCCAUCUGGAGGGGUCAACUCAGGAGACUCAGGCCUGGACAAGGCCACACGAGUCUCUGACCCAGGACCAGGCCCUUACUCCACUGGGGCAAGUCCUGUAUCUUCUAGACAAGAUUCUGGAUGGGCAGGUGGGCAGCGGUAUUGCAGCCACCCCAGCCCCUACUCUGAAUGCCACUCUCGAUGUAGUCAUUCGGCGAAGCCUGUCCCACGGAACUCAGAGGCUGUUCUGUGUGACCAUGGGGCAACUGGAUCGGCCCCCGGACCUUGCCAAUGAUGGGAGGAGUCUGUGGCUGCACAUCGGGGGCAAGGAGGCCACUGCUCUGUCCAUGUUCCAGGUCUCCAUGCCUCUGCAUGGGACAACUGGCGGGUUCCUGAACUGUGUCCUGUCUCUGGUGCUGCCCCUGGCCUAUGGGUACCAGCCUGACCUUACAUUGGUGGUGCUUGGGCGGACCCACGGCCUCCAGGGUCCACAGCCUGCACUCCUGACUGCACUGCUCCAAGGUCCAGCAGGGGGCCGAAUCUUGGUCCUGGUUGAAGAGGAGUCCACACCCAAGUUUGCUGGGGUACUGGCCCAGGUGCUGCAUGGAGAGGCACCCCCCAGUCUGGGCCCCUUCUCUGUGCCCUUCCCCGAGGACAUGCAGGCCCUGAUGUACCUGAGACAGCAGUUGGAACCACAGUGGAAGAUGCUCCAAGUGACUGCUCCUUCUUGAGUGCUGUGAUCCGGUGGCUUGAAAUCAGCCAGGUGGGAGUAUUUACAUCCUGAAAUUAGUACGACAGGCCAGCUUCCCAGGAGCCAGUCGUUGAACCAUCACCUGCACACCAUCGCCUCUGUCCUGAGGGCUAGGCUGCCGGCUCAUCCAGGGGCACACGCCACUGUAGGUACCUGGAGCCCCCUUUGGAGACCCGCCAUUGCACUUGAGGGCUCCUUCCCCAUCAACAGUAAAAAUCUGUUGUGGUCUGGGAGAUGGCUCAGUGGAUAAAGCACUAAACUCUCAAGCAUGAGGUCCUGAGUUCAAGCCCCAGCAGCACAUGUACCAGGGUGAUAUCUGGUUCUUUCCCUCUCCUCCUAUCUUUCUCAUUAAUAAACAAAAUCUUUAAAAAAAAAAAAA
This is a messenger RNA of Erinaceus europaeus (western European hedgehog), 2551 nucleotides long. RefSeq names its product histone deacetylase 10 (gene HDAC10). Gene Ontology annotation, molecular function: histone deacetylase activity. Gene Ontology annotation, biological process: chromatin organization. Gene Ontology annotation, cellular component: histone deacetylase complex. The coding region runs from base 146 to 2152 and encodes 668 amino acids. Lineage: Eukaryota; Metazoa; Chordata; Mammalia; Eulipotyphla; Erinaceidae. The record is from RefSeq and is a predicted model, not a curated record. The transcript has 20 exons.